AUGCGCCAACGCGCCCAGGCGUAUCCGAACAUCGCGAGAAUGUACGCGGUCAGUCCUUGCGACAGGGAGCGUUUCUACCUGAGGACGUUGCUGCUGUACCGCAGGGGACCGAUCGGUUUCGAGGACCUGAGGACGGUCGACGGCACGGUGUACCCCACCUACGCCGAGGCCGCGACGGCUCUGGGCAUCUUGCGAGACGAUCGCGCGUGGAGGGCUUGUAUGCGAGAAGCUUCCGUCCACGACACGCCGCAUCAGUUGAGAUGUCUGUUCGUCACGAUACUCCUGCAAUGCUCGCCCAACGACCCGCCGAGACUGUACGACGAGUUUAAGGACAAUCUGAUGGAAGAUUACUUCAGACGACGCGCAGACCGCGACACAUCCGAAGCCAUGUGUUUGGCCGCCGUGGAACGUCACCUGGCCGCUUCGAACAAGACGCUCGCGGGUUACGGUUUACCCGAGCCCGAUCGCGCUCUGUUAGUACCGGACGCCGCGCCAGCCGACAACGCGACGGCGGCGGCAGACGUCGCCGAGUUGGUCGGUCGACUGAACGAACAACAGCGGACGAUAUACGAUCGCGUCAUGCGGGCGGUCGGCGACACCAGGCGUCGAUUGCCCAAGUUGUUCUACGUUUCCGGAGCCGGAGGUUGCGGCAAGACCUUCCUGUACAACUGUUUGAUUUCGGCCAUCCGGAGCCGCGGAGGGACCGUGAUUUCCGUGGCCUAUACCGGGAUAGCCGCGUCGUUGAUCCAGGGCGGACAGACCGUUCACUCUACGUUCGGCGUGAGGGUGGCGCCCCACGAUCAAGAAGACCCGUCGUAUCUGGCGAUGCAAUCGAGGAAAGCGCAGGCUCUGCGCGCCGCCUCGCUGAUCGUUUGGGACGAGGCGUCCAUGUCGCCCACGUCGCAGCUGCGGGUCGCCGACAGGUUGCUCAGGGACGUCAUGAACGUGCCGGACACGCCUUUCGGCGGCAAACCCGUGCUGUUCGCCGGCGACUUCAGACAGACGUUGCCCAUCGUGAAGCGCGGUUCGCGGGCCCAAAUCGUUUCGGCCACCAUACGGCACGGUGUUUAUUGGGUCUCGAUGGAAAAAUACUCGCUUGAGUGCAACAUGCGCGCCGACGGCGACCGGCCCUUCGCCGAUUGGCUGUUGCGGCUCGGCGCGGACUCGCUCAACGACGGACUGGAACGCGUGACCAUUCCGGCCGGUGCGGUAAGCGAAUCUUUUGCGUCUCUAUUGGACUUUGUUUACCCGCGGGCGAUGUCGUUGGACAACGUCCGCGAUUACGCUAAACAUAUUGUUUUGUGUGUUACAAACGACGAGUGCAAGAACAUCAACGAUCAGGUGCUCCGCAGUCGAGUGACGGGGUCGCAGAGGGUGUACACCGCCACCGACACCGUCGUGGCCGACGACGACGACGAGGCGGCCAAUUUUCCCGUAGAGUUUCUCAACACUCUGGAAGCGGACAACUUGCCGCCGUACAGGUUGACUCUGAAGGUGGGCGCGAUCGUCAUGUUGCUGAAGAACCUGGACACGACCAGACGGCUGUGCAACGGCACCAGACUGGUAAUCACCGAGCUCAGGCAACAUAAUUUUAAAGCUAGACUGUUGACAGAUCUCGACGCCGAGGAGACGGUCGUUCCGAUCGUUCAGACGAGGACGUCCGGGGACGGCGACAUUCCGUGCCGCAUGUGCCGUUACCAGUUUCCCGUGAGGCUCUGCUACGCCAUGACCGUCAACAAGUCGCAGGGGCAGACGUUCGAUCGCGUCGGCCUGUCGCUGACGGUACAGCCGUUCGCCCACGGACAGCUGUACGUGGCGUUUUCGAGGGUGCGCAACCAAAAUUCCAUCAGGGUGUACACUUUGUCGGCCGUGGACGGGCCGUGCGUUGUGAAAAACGUUGUGUACAGGGAAGUAUUGGAAUAAACGACAACUAUGGCGGCACUUUGCGUGUCGGCCGCGACGGGUCUUGACUGUGGCAUUUAUGCCUGUCUCCCCGUUGGCUCAAACUUGCGAUCGCCGUCCUUCAGUGGCCUGAUCGUCCGCGUUGGACAGCGGUGAAUCGGGUUUGUUGAACGGACUACCUAGCGUAGUCCGGACAAGAAGCCCGAUUGCUGCUGGCACUUAGGGAUGCCGGCAGCGACGGAUCUCCACUUUGGCGUUUAUGCGAAUAUUCUGCCUGUGUCUCCGUGUGUCCCUAGAAACGGCUAUUUUCCCGUGCUGUGUAUUUGCCAUUUGAACCCCAAAUUGCAUCUAUACGGGCGGGGAAAUUUCCGUUUUGUGCGGAGAGAUUGUAUGACAACCUUCACGUGGUUCUCUCUGAAUGCGAAUCCGUCAAAUGGUCAUGACAUAAAAUAUUGUAAAAUUUUUAAAAUAUUUGCAUUACAACUCGAUAGAAGAGUCACUUUUUACCACACGGAUUUGUAACUAAUGUCAUACGUUAUAAUUAAAAUUUAUUUGUAUAUUAUAAUAUAUUUAUUUGUUUGAUUAACAUUCAAUUUUUUUUCCAGAACUUAAAUGAAUUAACACAAAUAACUCGGAGGACGUUGGUAACACAACGAACGUUUCGACAAAAUAAUAUCAACGUAUGCGCGAUCGACAUGAAAUUCAUAGCAAUUAUCAUACACGGCAAUUCUACGCUUCAUUAGAUAUUAUUAUCGACCAUUUGUGAGAUAUAGAUUUUUAUUGUUUAAUAUACGCAUACAUUAUUUAUUAUAUAACUUUUCACUUUAAAAGUUCAAAUGAAAUAUAACAUUUAUAUGGCGAACAAUUGAACAAAUCAAUUUUUCUUUUUGCCUGUUCUAUAGUAACAGUUUAAUAUAAUAACAUUUGCUUUUAUUUUGACUUCUUUAUUUU
Daktulosphaira vitifoliae (grape phylloxera) is the source of this 2853-nucleotide messenger RNA. RefSeq names its product ATP-dependent DNA helicase PIF1-like. Lineage: Eukaryota; Metazoa; Arthropoda; Insecta; Hemiptera; Phylloxeridae. Gene Ontology annotation, biological process: telomere maintenance; DNA repair. The coding region runs from base 1 to 1923 and encodes 640 amino acids. The transcript has 3 exons. The record is from RefSeq and is a predicted model, not a curated record. Gene Ontology annotation, molecular function: DNA helicase activity.